AUGUUUUUGUAAUUAAAAAAAAAAAUCUAUGCUUCGAUGUUAAAUAUUGCAUACUGUUCACUGCCACAGACAACCCGAACCCUGCAUUAAUUUCACGAUCUGUGCCUGCAAGCUGCAAUUUUGCCCUUUUUUUAAGGGUGCUCUCCUUCAUUGUAGAUCAGCGCUGGCAGCUUUGUUUCUUCGCCAGGGUAGCUGAAGCCAUUUGAAGCCGACGUUCACCAUCCAAUUGCGGCCGUUCACCCAUUGCUUCUCAAUUACGAUUUUUGAAAUGGCCAAUUCCUCCGUUACCCUUUCAGUAAAAGAACCCAUCACUCACGUAAUCUUCGACAUGGAUGGUCUCUUACUCGGAAAUGAUUAAAUGAACUAUGCAUGUGAUGAGCUUUCUACUGCUCCUUGUAUCAGACACAGAGAAAUUCUAUACUGAAGUCCAGGAAAAAAUACUUGCUAGAUAUAAUAAAACCUUUGAUUGGUCUCUCAAGGCAAAAAUGAUGGGGAAGAAAGCAAUAGAAGCAGCUCAGGUUUUUGUUCACGAGACAGGGAUUAGUGAUUCCCUUUCAGCUGAGGACUUUCUUGUAGAAAGAGAAGACAUGCUGCGACACAUGUUUCCAACAAGUGAGCUGAUGCCAGGAGCUAGCCGUUUGAUCGGGCAUCUCCAUGCAAAAGGAAUUCCAAUUUGUGUAGCGACUGGAUCUCACAAGCGGCAUUUUCAAUUGAAAACACAAAGACAUGGUGAACUUUUCUCCUUGAUGCAUCAUAUUGUUCUUGGAGAUGAUCCAGAAGUUAAAAAAGGAAAGCCAUCACCAGAUAUAUUCCUUGCUGCAGCCAGGAGAUUUGAGGGCGAGCCAGUAGAUCCAAAGAAGAUUCUUGUUUUUGAAGAUGCACCCUCGGGUGUUCUUGCAGCUAAGAAUGCUGGAAUGAAUGUUGUAAUGGUUCCAGAUCCAAGGCUAGACAGAUCUCAUCAUGAAACUGCAGAUCAAGUUUUGAGCUCAUUGUUGGAAUUUGAUCCAGGUUACUGGGGCUUGCCUUCUUUCGAAAAAGGGGAAAACUAAAUUUGCAAGAUUUUUAAACGAAUCACUUUAGAUUCUCGUCUAUUCGUCUCAUUUUAGGCAUCUGCCCUUUCUGGUUGCGUUUUUUGCAUUUUCUCAUUGUUGGUUUGCAAUAUUACAUUUCUAGGUGGUAUUCCUCAACUUUGGUCAGAUUUCCUAUUCUUGCAAAGGGCAGAAGCCUACAUGUUAGGAAACCUAUACCUAUCACCUUUUUAUCAAAAUAUUACAUUUACUUCUA
Messenger RNA from Manihot esculenta (cassava), 1284 nucleotides. Its product is annotated as (DL)-glycerol-3-phosphatase 2. The coding region runs from base 366 to 1049 and encodes 227 amino acids. Gene Ontology annotation, biological process: glycerol biosynthetic process. The transcript has 6 exons. Lineage: Eukaryota; Viridiplantae; Streptophyta; Magnoliopsida; Malpighiales; Euphorbiaceae. The record is from RefSeq and is a predicted model, not a curated record. Gene Ontology annotation, molecular function: sn-glycerol 3-phosphatase activity.